Messenger RNA from Lindgomyces ingoldianus, 267 nucleotides. RefSeq lists its product as uncharacterized. The record is from RefSeq and is a predicted model, not a curated record. Bases 1 to 267 code for a protein of 88 amino acids. Gene Ontology annotation, biological process: secondary metabolite biosynthetic process. The transcript has a single exon. Gene Ontology annotation, molecular function: flavin adenine dinucleotide binding; oxidoreductase activity, acting on CH-OH group of donors. NCBI's taxonomy places the organism in Eukaryota, Fungi, Ascomycota, Dothideomycetes, Pleosporales, Lindgomycetaceae.
AUGGAAGUACUUAAGAAAGGCAGUGAAGUUUACGACGGCAGGGCUGCUUUGAAGGCGGCGUCGCAGCCAACGAAUGCGCACAUGUGUUGUACGAAUGCAAUGAUGGAGAGGGCAGAUGGUAGAGUCGUAGAUCCACAGAGUCGAGUGCACGGAACGAAAGGGUUGAGCAUUGUUGAUGUGAGCAUGUGGCCAUAUGUCGUUGCAUCGGGUCCAGUGGCUAGCGUCUACGCAGGUGCAGAAAAGGCAAGUAAUGCAUACUCCAACUGA